This is a messenger RNA of Trichosporon asahii var. asahii CBS 2479, 1596 nucleotides long. RefSeq lists its product as uncharacterized. The transcript is spliced from 3 exons. Bases 1 to 1596 code for a protein of 531 amino acids. Lineage: Eukaryota; Fungi; Basidiomycota; Tremellomycetes; Trichosporonales; Trichosporonaceae. The record is from RefSeq and is a predicted model, not a curated record.
AUGGCUUAUCGACCACCGCAUCGACGCAACGUACGGACGCCGGAUUCGCCCGCUGGCGCUGCUUCGAGGGUCCCCCGCGCAGAUCACGAUUCCGGCAGAGCUUCAACAAACAAACGCACCCCCCAGUCUGAAUUACAUCACCUUUCGAGGCCGGCUGGUUCAGGGAACGACGAGACUUUGGCGCAGUCUCAAUCUCCACUGGGAUCCCAAGGUAGCUCGCGGUUCAGCGCUCGCUCAAGCCAAGGACAACCUGGUCGACAGGGAGCAGCUGUGUCUGAAGCACAUGCACAAAGCUGUUCGACUGGAACGGCGGAUCGAGGGAAGAGCAAUCGAUUCCGGCGUAUCCCCUCCCAAUCAAAUCCGUUACCCCGCCAUGUUCCCGACAUGGCUGACCGAGCCGUCGCUCAGAUGACCGAGGUGACGGCAAGGGAAAGUCAAGCUCCUCCAACACGUAUCGAGUUCAGGUCCGAACCAUCACGUACAUCGCAAAUGGGACCUGCAGGCCAGGUGCGUCGUUUCGGCGCGGCACCCCAAAAGCACCACCCAACAUCCAGCUCCUCCUUUCAACUGGAAUCGCCGUCUUCUGAUCUAAAACCUACGACUCGGACGUUCACGCCCAUCCCCAACGAAAUGGAGCUGCUUGCCAGCGUCUCCAGAAGCGGCGGUACGGAAGAGGGCGACGCUUUGAAAUGCUACGACACCCAGGAGCGGCUACGAGGGUAUAUCGAUGAGAAGAUUCGCCGAUACCACUCUGGACCGGAGGACAGUGCCGACACGCUGAAGAACAUUGUGCUGCUAUUCCGAAAGUUGCGCGAGGGUGUCAUUGCUUCAGGACGAUUAGACGAAUUCACGAUUGAGGUGUUCGAGGAAUCGGUGCGGUACGCAAUUCUCGCCCGUGAUCAGGCUCAGUUGCAUUCGGCACUGCAUGGGCUGGUCCCCGACCUGUACAUGAAGGUGGACGAGAAAGUCAAAAGGGAAGGAAGCUCGCGCGACAGCGUCCCGCACGUCGUCCGUCACAUUCGGAGUCUGUCGCUCAGUAACGGCAAGGGACGGAAGGACAAUCGCGAGUACUUCAGCAGCCUGCUCCUCAUCUAUCAUCUGGUCCACUCGACGCGAGAGGCGUAUCAGCGCACGUUGGAGGAGCUCACACUACCGCCGUUGCCGUUGCUUCGACCUCAGCCGCUACCGCUGGACCCGCCGGACGAGUCUGACAAACCCGGCCCUCAACCAUCACCACAGAUCCAAGCGUCGGAAGGGCCAAAGGUCUCGUUCGUCUCGGCCAAGUCGCAGUCGUUCGCUCGGGCAGCAGCUGAUGCGCUGGCUGCUGAGCGGCUAGACCCCAUCGCGUUCCACCGCCUCGUCAGCGGCGAGUGCUGCAUCCUCAAAGACCCGAAGCCCGAAGCUCUUGAGCGGCUAUUACUGUCAUGGGCUGCACCGCGAGUGCGAGAGCUCGCGGUUCCGAUAUUCAAGAAGUGCUACAUGUCGGCCAGCAUCGAGUGGGCCUCACUGAUUCUCGGACUGGAGAAGAAGGGUGUGGAGAUGUGGGCUCUCGCCAACGGGUUCAGUGUCCGGGACGGGAUCCUUAAGCUUAGAUGA